AACCGGAUUGCACUUAGCUUAAGCAUGAACUUGCAUUCUCUUUGCUUUAGAAUCACCUAGGAAUGGUUCGACAAUCUUUUAUACUACAACAUUUGAUUAGGAGCCUUGAAAACUCCUAACACCAAUGAUGCCAUUCCCUUGUCUUGUCUCGUCUCUUUUUCUCUUCGUUUAUGGCUACAAAUGCUUUCGAUAAUGUUUUGCUAGUAUUACAAAGUUUCUCCGUAUAAACUUUUUGAAAGUUUAUUUUACAAAAGAUUGUUUUGUAAACUUUUUUUCCAUAGAAACUCUCUGAAGUUUGUUUUACGUAUGAUUGUUUUGUGAAACCGUGAUGUUUCUUUGGAAACCCUACCGAAAGAACGUUUUUCCGAAUAAUUCUUGUUUGGGCGAAAAUCUAUUCUUAUAUCCUUUAAUGGGUUUUAUAUGUUCUUCUUCUGGGGGUUAACAUGUUCAGUAAUCCGGGUCGAUUUAAAGAUGACGACAGGAUUGUGAACUUGGGUAGUUGCAGGUUGAUGACAUGUGAUAUCACUCAAAUUAUCCUAAGGAGUGACUUACUCUUUCAAAUAAGAGGUUCAAAUGUAGUCCUUAGGGAUCAAAUCCAUAGAGACUCUAGGAUUACACAAUAGAUUUGUAGUUUUCGAAGUAAUACUAGACGGUUAUGAUUAAAGAAAUAAACGAAGCUAAGGUUUGGUGAACAAGGUAGUUGUUGAUGAUUGGUUUUAGGUUUUAAACUAUUAAAGAUGAAAUAACUAGAUUCAGGUGAUUUCUUAGGUAUGAAAAGUAUGCCUUCUAUGAAUUAUUAGGAGUUUAUAAUUAUUAAUUGUUCUUGAACUCAAACUAUAAUCAUCAUUUCUUCAACCCCACAUCACAUAAUCAUCAUUUCUUCAAAUUUCUCUAGCGCUCUGUGGAUUUUUUUCACUAUUGGAUAUCCCUUCUACGAUUUCACCACCACCAAACAUACCUGGGUACUUGUUUAGCCUCGGAUCUCCAUGUGAAUUUUACUAUGCUCUUGUCUAUGGAUUUUUAUCCAAAAUUUUUUUGGACACAUGAGAUGAGUCAUGAGAUGUUAGUAUUAGCUAAUGGUGAAAAAGACAAGGGAUAUUGGAAAGGGACAUGUUUUAGUGAAAUGGGAAGACGAAACAUUCGAGCAGGCUUUUUGACAAGGUUUGGUUUGAACUUACCAUGGGGAAAAUUCAAAACUCGCCUUGAACAUCUACGAAGGCAGUAUGACAUAUAUAAACGUCACAAAGAAUGCGACUGGGUUAGGCUUCACUAAAUUUGGUGAGAUUGAUAUGAGUGCAGAUUGGUGGGAUCAGCAAAUUAAGGCCUGUCCAGAAUCCACAAAACUCCGUGUCCAUCCGUUGCGUGAUAUUCCACUCCUUUAUUCUUUAUACCUUAAAGUUACAAUCUUGGUCAGCGAAGGUUGGCAACAUCAACAAGGACCGAGCCAACUGCCUCAGCGUAUAGAAUCUGAAGAAGAAGAAUACGAUGACAUAUCAUCUCCAAUCAAUAUGCCUGAAGAUAGUCAAAAGACUCACCAAAUGCAUAGUACCAAAGGAGCACAUCAAGAAAAACCCUCCAGAACAAAAUCUUCUCGGAAAAGGCCCAAUUUAGAUCAUUGGGACCGUAUCACAAAUACUUUAGAAAAUCAAGAGAGAUUUUGGUCAGCAGGUCGACAAACAUUUGACUCCUUUAACCCAUUUAAUACUGCUAUAUGCACAGAGGAAUUGUUGAAGCUGUCUACGCUAGAUCAAGAAAUCGAGUUGUACUGGGCAUCUCUUGAUUACCUAGCUAGCAACGAGAAUGGGCGUCAAAUCUUUAUGACGUUACCGGAUGAGAAACAAAAAGUAAAGUAUCUAGAAAGGGCUACUGGAAAAAUGAACUAGAUACUUUAUAUUUUCUGUGUUUUGAGCUUUGGGAGUUUGCUUUGGAUUUUUGAAUUUAAACAUGUAUCACAUGACGUGGUGUUUUCUGAAUUUAUAUGAGGUUUAGCUUUAA
Brassica napus (rape) is the source of this 1995-nucleotide messenger RNA. RefSeq lists its product as uncharacterized. Lineage: Eukaryota; Viridiplantae; Streptophyta; Magnoliopsida; Brassicales; Brassicaceae. The transcript has 2 exons. The record is from RefSeq and is a predicted model, not a curated record. Bases 1224 to 1883 code for a protein of 219 amino acids.